CCUCGGUUCAAGCACACGGCGCCUUCACAGAAGCAGCAGCGUGCCGAUCGAGCGGCCACUGCUGAGCAGCCGCCGCCAUGGCAUGCACGCAAGGUCGCAGAACUGGAGAAGCAGCUGGCGGCAGCGCGGCAGCAGCUGGCCACCGGAGGGAAGUCGGAGAGUAACGCGAUGGAGGUCGACGUCGAGAGUGGAGAGCAGCCGCCGCAGACCCCCGCUCAGAUCCGUGUUCGACUGGACGAGAUCGAAGAGGCCAUGCGGGCAAUCAAGGACCUCAAGGACCCCUGCUUCGAGAAGGCCAGGGAGGACUACGAGGUGGAGCGCAAGCGGCUGCGGAUGGACUUGGAGGCGUCCAAGCCAGUGCCUGCGCAGCUGCGUUCUUUGUCAUUCCAGUCGGCCAAGUGGAACACCAAGAAGGUCAAGCACGAGGGCCUGCUGGCGGCCGCCAAGAAGGAGUUGCAGAAGCUGCAGGAGACCAUCCGCGAGCAGGAGCAGCUGGUGGUCGAGGCAGAGCAGGCUAUAUUACAGAUUGCAGAGGAACAAACCAGGCUGGCGUCUACGGUUCCGAGGCCUCCACCGUCCGCUACCGAGGCAGGCGAGCUUGUGGCAGCCCUCGGCAUCACGGUCGACAAACUGGGAGGCAUCUUGGCAGGACUCGGAGACGACGGUCACUUGCAAGCGAAGUUGGACUCGGCCUUGGAAGAGGCACGGGUACUGGAGGAGCGCAGGAGACAGGGGCGGACGACACCCGAGGCAGCUCAGCAUGCGAACUCUGAGCCGCAGCGGGAGGCCGCCCCCCACGACGAUGCCAGGUCUCAGCCUGGAGGAGUCGACGUACCAACACCAGACGACACGGACCUGGAGGAGCUGCGUGCCUUCCUGGGGCGCGCUGGUGUUGCUGUGCAGCCUGAGGCCGACGAGGCAACGAUCCGUGGGAGCGUUCGCAGGCUGGCCGAAGGGCUCAAUGAAUGGAGAAGUGAGAAGCGUGCCAAGGUCCAG
Molecule: messenger RNA, 996 nt
Organism: Prorocentrum cordatum
Lineage: Eukaryota; Dinophyceae; Prorocentrales; Prorocentraceae
Source: the annotation of a GenBank genome assembly